This is a messenger RNA of Acaulospora colombiana, 400 nucleotides long. NCBI's taxonomy places the organism in Eukaryota, Fungi, Glomeromycota, Glomeromycetes, Diversisporales, Acaulosporaceae. The record is from the annotation of a GenBank genome assembly.
AUGAUGACAGAAUCUCACUUAAAUUAUGAGUAUCCUAUCAAAAAGAAGUGGGAUGUUGCAGGAAAUUUAACUGAUUCCUUAUGGUGGCAUGCUGAAAAAGGAACCUCGAGCGAAAAUAUCAUUUUCUUGAUGGUCCCUGAACCACAAUUAUCGGUUACUACUGAAAAGCUACUUCACGGACCAAUAGUCAAAAAUGCUCUUUAUAUGGCUAAUACCGAGAUGGAAACUGUUAAAGAAUUAGACGAAGAUUUCUAUAGACAACACCUUGAAAAAUUUAUCUUUUAUUUUACUGUUGGUGAUAAUUGGGCUCCGUUGAAUCAUUACGACGAUAUGUUGAGGAGAUUCCCUGAAGGAAAGAUUAUAUUGUGUGAUCAAGGAAUGCCACAUGCUUUUGUAAUUG